UUCAUUUCUAAAAUAAUAUAAAUACCAUUCUGCCCGCUUUCAAAAGAAUGGAGAUCCUACCCGAGUUUUACUCAUCUGUAACCCUGAUCACGAGGCUUUUAAUUUAUAUAUUACGGAGAGAAAGAGGGAUCCAGGUGUGCGUGGCGAUCGGAGUUUCAGUUCUCGGUUUGCUUCUGCUCUUCCCAUUUCCUUCGGUAAAUUUGAGAAAUUUUUGUUUAGUUCUGGAUUUAGAGGUCAAGUUCUUCCUUUUUUCUGUUAAUUAUCUGGAUUUUGAAAAAAAAAAAAUGGUGUUCGCGCAUGCUUUCUUUCUCAAAGUUUGGUGGAUAUGCUAGAUUUCUUUAGUUUUUGACUGUUAAUGCUGAGCUAAUGGCCAGGAAGUUUUUUCGUUUUUGUUUUUUUGAGUUUUGGUGGGGCGCUGGAUUUAGUUGGAACUCAGGAAGUCUAGAGUAUCAACGUUAGUUGGAUUGUUAUCAUGGAGGAGAUUUAAUGGGAAUUUCUUAAAAAAGAAGAGACUCCCUCUGGAUUGAUUUCGAGCUAAGAAGAUCUGAAUAUGUGUAGAAGGCUUGAGUGGUCCUAGGAAUAGAUAGGUACAGGAGAGUUUCUGCAAGGUCAUGGAUCUCUAAACCUCCGCUUUAGCUCAUAUCAUUUAGCUGUUUUCUUUUUUUUCGAAAAAUUCUAGCUUUCAUGCGACAAUUAAGUCUAUAGCUCUGUUGUUCGAUCGUAGAGGAAGAUAGGAUUUUGCUCCACCAUUCCUUUACUUACCCGCAUCGAGUCGAGAAUGGAGACAGUAUGCAUUCCGAGGUGCAGAUUUUCCAGGAUCGUGGCCAUCCUGCAGAUCAUUUUAGGCGUCUUUGUCGUCCUUAUCAGCGUCGCCAGCAUCCAUCGCUUCUCUUUGGCUGGCUUCCUCCUCCCCAACAACAACGAGGAAGCCUGCCAGAGGUUCCAUACCAUCAAGGAGGGCUAUGCCGACUUCGACCUCAAGGCCCUUUCUGACCGCGUGGAAGACGUCGUCUCUCAGCUCUCGGAGCUUCAGGACAAGCUCGACGCCACCGUUCAGAAGAUGGACCAGGACAGGAAAGACAGCAUGACGCGCUCCGAAUUCAGGAGGUUCCUUCAGGAGGAGGUGAUCCAACCCGUCUACAGCGCCCACAUUGCCCUCCGGCUAAUCCGAAUUCCGAAACCCGACUCUGGAUUCAAUUCCACGGAGGACCCUCUCAUAAACUUCUUCACGGUGGAGGAGACCCGAAAGUACAUCACACCGAAAGGUAACAAGAAUGGGAAGCUCAGUAAGUACGGCACGAACAAGACCUACGCCACCAUCGGGCAUGCUUGUGUUCUUAUGCGGAAGGAACUGGAGGAGUACAUGAACUACGACAUCGGGUCCUACUGCAACGACGAUUGGCAUUUGGCCCAGAAGCUGAUGCUGGGUGGGUGCGAUCCCGUUCCUAGGAGGCGGUGCUUGGCCCGAGCGUCGAAGCUCUACCAGCAACCGCUCCCGAUCAACGAGUCGUUGUGGACGAUGCCGGAUGACCGCAACGUCCGGUGGAGCAACUACCGGUGCCGGAACUUCAAGUGCCUGUCGAUCAAAAACCCGAGGAGGGGCUUCUCCAGGUGCACCGGGUGCUUCGAAUUGGAGAGGGAGAAGCUGAAGUGGGUCACGAAUGCCUCGCUUGCGGACUUCCUCAUCAGGGAUGUGCUCGCGGUGAAGCCCGGGGAGAUCAGGAUUGGGCUCGAUGUCAGUAUCGGAACGGGGAGCUUUGCAGCAAGGAUGAGGGAGUGGAAUGUGACGAUUGUCUCCACUGCUUUGAACGUGGGUGCGCCAUUCAGUGAGAUGAUUGCGCUGAGAGGAUUGAUUCCGCUCUACACCACGCUCAGCCAGCGGCUGCCAUUCUUUGACAACACGUUGGAUUUGAUCCACACCAGCGUGUUUCUUGAUGGGUGGAUCGACCUCCAGCUCCUGGACUUCGUCCUGUUCGAUUGGGACCGGGUGCUGAGGCCUGGUGGGCUGCUGUGGGUGGACAAGUUCUUCUGCAUCAGAAAGGAUUUGGAUGACUAUAUGUACAUGUUCCAGCAAUUCGGAUACAAGAAGCAUAAGUGGGUGGUCUCCUUCAAGUCCAAGGAGGAGGUAUAUCUCUCUGCUUUGCUAGAAAAGCCACCCAGGUCUCUAUGAUCUCUGCUCUGUACUUCCAUGGCACUGGCACGACACAUACAUUAACUUCUUGUUGCUUGCAAUUUGUAACUCGUAACCAUUCCAUCUUAUGUUUUCCAAAUAGAAACAAAUCACGAGAUUGGAUUUUUGCUGCAUCUCU
Elaeis guineensis (African oil palm) is the source of this 2309-nucleotide messenger RNA. RefSeq names its product probable methyltransferase At1g29790. Lineage: Eukaryota; Viridiplantae; Streptophyta; Magnoliopsida; Arecales; Arecaceae. The record is from RefSeq and is a predicted model, not a curated record. Gene Ontology annotation, molecular function: calcium ion binding; methyltransferase activity.